AUGGUCAACCCCACCGUGUUCUUUGACAUUGCCGUUGACGGUGAGCCCUUGGGCUGCGUCUCCUUCAAGCUGUUUGCAGACAAGUUCCCAAGGACAGCAGAAAAUUUUCAUGCUCUGAGCACUGGAGAGAAAGGAUUUGGUUAUAAGGGUUCCUGCUUUCACAGAAUUAUUCCAGGGUUUAUAUGUCAGGGUGGUGACUUCACACGCCAUAAUGGCACUGGUGGCAAGUCCAUCUAUGGGGAGAAAUUUGAAGAUGAGAACGUCAUCCUAAAGCAUACAGGUCCUGACAUCUUGUCCAUGGCAAAUGCUGGACCCGACACAAAUGGUUCCCAGUUUUUCAUCUGCACUGCCAAGACUGAGUGGUUGGAUGACCUCAGGUGGAUCACUUGA
Messenger RNA from Pongo pygmaeus (Bornean orangutan), 390 nucleotides. RefSeq names its product peptidyl-prolyl cis-trans isomerase A-like. The coding region runs from base 1 to 390 and encodes 129 amino acids. Gene Ontology annotation, biological process: protein peptidyl-prolyl isomerization; protein folding. Gene Ontology annotation, molecular function: peptidyl-prolyl cis-trans isomerase activity; cyclosporin A binding. The record is from RefSeq and is a predicted model, not a curated record. Lineage: Eukaryota; Metazoa; Chordata; Mammalia; Primates; Hominidae. Gene Ontology annotation, cellular component: cytoplasm. The transcript has a single exon.